This is a messenger RNA of Eutrema salsugineum, 652 nucleotides long. RefSeq names its product classical arabinogalactan protein 10. The transcript has a single exon. The record is from RefSeq and is a predicted model, not a curated record. Lineage: Eukaryota; Viridiplantae; Streptophyta; Magnoliopsida; Brassicales; Brassicaceae. The coding region runs from base 58 to 453 and encodes 131 amino acids.
UCGUCUCCUCUGUUCUCGAAACAGAUCAUCUCUCUCUCUUUCUCAAAGCACGAAACUAUGGCCUCAAAAUCAAUCGUCGUUUUCCUCCUCCUCGCUCUCAUAUCUUCCUCCGCCAUAGCUCAAGCUCCGGGACCAUCUCCGACAAGAUCUCCUCUUCCGACCACUCCUUCAAUUUCUCAGCCUCCGAGAACCGCCGCACCAACUCCUUCACGCGCUACCAUUCCUCCACCGUCUGUAGCUCCCACGGAAGCUCCUACUUCUCCUCCGUCUGGCUCACCGACCUCCACUGUCGCUUCACCGCCGGCUCCUCCGACAUCUCUUACCCCCGAGGGAGCUCCUUCGUUUGGUCCGACCGGAUCUACUCCUGCUAACGACAACAACAACAACAACGCCGCUGCUAUCUCCGCCGGAUCCUUCGCCGGAUUCGUUUUCGUCGCUUCUUUGUUGCUGUAAUUUGGUAUUUUAGAUUUUUCAAUUUAAGGAUUUUUAUUUGUUCUGUUUCCUUUCUUUUUAAUUUUAGUUUUUUUUUGUAAUCUAAGAGUUUAGUAAUGGACGUUUAGAUAUUAGAUUUUGAGUUUUAAUAGUCGAAUUUAGUAUUUAUUUGUGCUUUAUCGUUUGUUAUUAUUAGUAAUAAUAACACAUUUUUAUAUCU